Molecule: messenger RNA, 1793 nt
Organism: Truncatella angustata
Lineage: Eukaryota; Fungi; Ascomycota; Sordariomycetes; Amphisphaeriales; Sporocadaceae
Product: putative serine dehydratase domain-containing protein
Exons: 2
Coding region: 238-1605 (455 amino acids)
Biological process (GO): D-serine catabolic process
Molecular function (GO): D-serine ammonia-lyase activity
Source: RefSeq, a predicted model, not a curated record
GUUUCAUAUUGCUCUCUCUUACCCUCCCCCCCUUCUGCUUGCCACGGCGCUGUGUGGUACUAGAAUCCGCAAAGUAUAUAAUUGCCCUCAUUCGUUACAAUGCUCACAUCUGAUAAGUCUCGAUUUGAUUUAUGCUUCUGGCUACCUUGAAGCUCAAAUUGAGAUAAUCCAUUCAACUUCCACAUACUUUAUGCACUUACGGAAACGGUUGAUGAUACGACAUGAACUGGUGAGAAGAUGCAUCAAUCCAAAGAAGAUCUUUUACAGCAAUAUAAAGGCUGCGAUGUCUCGAGUCUUCCCAAACCCGCCGCUAUUAUGGAUGUCGCAAUAGCGCGCCGGCACUGUUCCACAAUGCUGCAAGCCGUCCAAGCGCUGAACGUUAACUUCAGAGCACACGUCAAAACCCACAAGACAUCCGAGCUUGCUCUCCUGCAGAUCGGAUCAGACAUGCACGAUGUCCAUUUGGCUGUUUCGACGGUCGCUGAAAUUGAACACUUGCUACCGACGCUAUGCAACUUGAAGGAGAGCGGCCGGGCCAUCAAUAUUCUCUAUAGUGUGCCACUCCCACCAUCUCAAACUUCGCGAGUAGCACAGCUUGCACGAAGAUUGGGACCGGGUAGUAUUACGUUGCUGAUAGACCAUCCGUCUCAUCUCAAGCCUUUGCUAGUCUUUCGCCAGGAGGCCGGUUUUCCUAGCGGGGUUUUCCUCAAAGUCGAUACCGGAUACCACCGAGCAGGGCUACCACCAUCCUCGUUGAAUAAGGGCGGAUUGAUUGACGAGAUCGCACGAUUAGAGUCUGAAGGUGAUGUGUAUUUUGUUGGACUAUAUUCACAUUCGAGUUUGAGCUAUGCCGGGACUACGGCCUCGGAGGCAAUGGAUGCACUUGGCUCUGAAAUCAAUGGAUGCCUCGACGCCCUCAAUUACAACCAAGCCUCCCUUCCUAAGCACCAUUCUAUAAUGAUAAGCGUUGGCGCUUCGCCCCAGGUUGUAGCUAUUCAAAAUUUUGCAGGACGCAAUGCGGGAAUGUCAGGACCGACGAUAACUCUCGAAAGGGCCCUCGAGGACAUCUCAAACUUCGAAAUCGGUGGGUGCCAAAUUACACUCGAGCUGCAUGCUGGUGUUUACAGCGUAAUGGACAUGCAGCAAUUUUCAACAAGAUCGAUUAAUUCACUCGGCCACGUGGAUGGUGAGGUUGCUCUUUCUGUCGCCGCUGAGGUCGUGAGUGUAUACAAUGACGGGGAACGACAAAAGCCUGAAGCACUUCUGGCUGUGGGAACUUUGGGUCUUGGAAGAGAACCAUGUGCCUCAUAUAAGGGAUGGGCUGUCGUCGGCCGGUCACAAAAAUGCCACAAGGCUAACGGCGAUUCGCGGAUGAUUGUGGAAAGAAUCAGCCAGGAGCACUGUGUGAUCUCGUGGGACCUUGCGGAUUGGCCAAAGGAAGCUCAGUUGCCUAGACUUCCACUUGAAGUUGGACAGACGUUGAGACUAUACCCAAAUCAUGCCUGCGUGACAGGUGCGAUGUAUGGUCAUUACUUUGUAGUGGACUCCGAUAUCUUAGAGCCUGACAUUGUGCAGGAUGUUUGGGUUCGUGCGUCCGGCUGGUAGAACGUUAUUCAACACGCACUCUGUUAAUCCAAAACUAUGGUUUUAGAAGGCAUCUAUCUUUCGUUGAUAACAUCGAUCUCCGGUCAACAUAUUUAUUACAAGUCAAUUUGCCAAUAGCAAAGCCAAGGCAUCUGAUUGUUCAUAGUACAACGAGAAUCGACUACUACCGCAAUACAUUAUACGUUGAC